AUGGACUACUACAAUAUAAAGAAGUUUGUAUGUGAAACGUCCGGAAACUCCAAUUUCACAUUUUUCGAGGCCCUCAAAGUUGAACAAAGUGAGAUGAGCAUGAUGGAGGCAAGGUUUCCGGAUCCAGUUAAGGAGCCAAUUUUGCGUUACGUCUCAUUUUCUACAACGCCGAGAAUUGAUGCAUUGGUUGAUGAGGUUUAUGCAAAAUUCAAGGACGAUUUCUUUCCGGGAGACCAGGUAGUGGUCAAAACCGAUACUGGCGACAAAGUACACGGAACUGUUCGCGAGAAAGCAAGAUUUAAUGCGAUCACCUUGCCUGAUGGAACCGUGAAAGAAGGCUACUGUUCAUAUCGAGUUCUUCUUCAAAAUAACGAGGAAACUACCGUGAACUCCAUUUCACAGAUCGCAAGAGAAAGGAACUCCUUCACUAAAUGGUACGUCAAAGCAUUUUUGAAGAUGAGUCUCACUAGAUCCACGAAACUUGGUUCUCCCUGGGUCUUGAAAGACUCAGUCGCAAAGAAAUACAGGAUUUCAUUGGAGUACCCUGAUCAUCUCAAACAAUAUGAACAUCCAAAAGACUCGCUAAGAAAAGCCACGCUCACCAAUAAACUCAAAGCCAAUGAGCAUAUAUUUGAUAACCUCAAAGAAACUCCGCCCACCGCCCAUGAACAAGAGAAUGGGUUCACGUUGCAGCUAUGGAAACAAAAAUGGUACGACGCUCUCAAACACUGCACAGUUUAUUUUCAGGACACUCCAGACAGUGAUGCCGACCCAGAGAUCAAACAGAAGAUUCUCACCCUUUUCCAAUACUCAAGCGUCAAAGUUCUGCCAAAAUUCGACCCAAAGACGGUCAACUUUUUGGUCACUUCUAUCCCCUACUCUCCUAAAGCCACCUACACGCCUGACAAUAUAUUUUAUCAUGUUCUCGAUAACAAAAUCAAAGUCUGGCAUUACGAAAAGUGCUUCCGGUUUUUUAAGAGCUUGAACAUUACGUAUAGAAAGAUUAUGGCAGCUCAGACCCAAAUGGAUGAGAACUCGGCAUCUCCUGACGUGGCGUCUCCUAAUCCUAAUAAUGGGUACGUUGAUAUAUUGCCUGCGCCUGGGUCGAGAGCACAAGCUACAACUCCUUUGGAUUCAAGAAGCUCCACUCCUAUCAAUGUGUUUAAUGGUAGCAAGUUCAGACCACCAGGCCUUAUUGAUGAUUUGAAGCUACCGUUCCGUGGAGUUUCAAAGUCACGUCCUAAACUCAUUAAACUUCCAGGGGUGCAAGAUAGUUCCGACAUUCUGGAGUCUUGGAUAUUUCUAAAUAUGUAUGCGAGAGCACUGAUCAUCGACAAUUUCACAUUUGAUGAUUAUUUCGCUGCAUUGAGAUGGGAAGAUGAAGAGACUGUCUGUCCUUUACUUAUGGAGAUUUACUGUGGUAUGUUCAAGGCUUUUAUGGAUGGUAGACGUCGUGUUUUAGUUACGCUACCAAAAGAGAACGCUCUUGACAAUGGCGAUGAUGACGACAAACUGAAUGAUGACGAUCAGCCUGACGAUGAUAGCUCCGAGAUCAAAACGGAGUCACCUAAAGCUCUCGCGCAAGAAGAAGGUGAGAAAGCCGAACUUUCUCAUGAAGAAGACGAAGCCGAGGAGGAAAUCAUCAAUCACAAUGCAUAUUCUUUCCUCAGAUACAAAAACCGUCCAUGGGAAGAUAGAUUGGCAACUCGCCAAUUCAAAGAGGGAAAUUGGCUCAUGGUGCUGAUUGGAAUUAUGGCGAUGGUCGAGUUCCUGCCAGAGUACAAAGAUGACAUCAAUCGUAUAUUCGAAAUACUUGCCCCAGCCGAAGAAGCAUCAACCCCUGAAACAUUGCAACACAACUACUUUAAAAAGCUUUCGGCCGAAGAUCGUGCGAAGACCAUUGCUAUAGUGAUGUCGCUGCUUUUAAAUGGUACUGUAAUCAGAUCUCAUAUCGAAAAAUGUCUGGAAGAUGCAACUGCACUUAGGCGUGACCGACUUGAGCUCAUUAAAGAGUUCAAAGUGAUUAUGGAUCAGGCUAUUGUUAUUCAAAAGAACAUCAUCGAGACUCUCAAGCCCAUCACCACUGCUCAAAUUAAAAACUGGAACCAUGACCCUGAAAAAACACAAGAGCUCAUCGAACAAAAGAAAAAGGUUAGUAGGCUGGGAUUCAGCUACCUUCCGCCUGAACCGACCACUUUGGAGAAGGCCGUUUGCGCAAGCAAUCCGGAGUUCAUGAAACUCAUUAAACAAAGGGUGGAGAAGGUGAAAGAAAUUGAUGAGAUGAAACAGAAGCGUAGAAACCUUGAGAAAAGCUUAAAUGAAAUCGAUUGUCAAAGAAUUUGCUACAUUGGACGGGACAGAUUUUACAACAGAUAUUGGUGGUUUGAAAAAAAUGGUCUCCCCAACUUGAGUUCAGCCGCUCACCAUGACGACGAAGAAGAUGAUGGAGCCGACAUGAGCGACGCUGGAUCUGAGUAUGAAGAGGAAUCCUAUUUAAUGGGUCGUUUGUGGAUCCAAGGUCCUGGUGAUGAAGACCGUAAUGUUUUCCUAAAGUUCGAUGACGAUCAGUUGAAGAGUUGGAACGAGAUAGUGCAGGUACCUUUGAAAGAUUCUAGAGAUAACAAGGACGAUGGGAUCAAUCCGACAGAUAAGCUGAAUGAUUUAACAAAUGUGGCUGAUGUUGAAGUUAGAGAAGGUGAACAAGAGAUGGAAUCAGUGAGAAAAGCUCAUUUUGUUCAGGCUGCGCAAGCUCUCUUUGGUCUCAAGUUUGAAAAAGGAGAAGUGAGAGAUGAAAAAGGAUUUGUGGUUGUGGACAAAUAUGGCUCUACCAUAGAGAGACAAUUUAGUCCUAUUGAGCGAAAAGUUUUAGAAGAAGGCAGCGAUAUCCUGAUAUCCUCAUCUGACUGGGGAUACCUUGAGCGUCCAGAGCAAAUUGAGGAGCUCUUGAGAUGGCUGAAUAUCGAGGGGGAGCGCGAAAAGCAUCUCCGCAAAAAGAUCGUGGAUCUUCAAGAUCAAAUUACGAACAGUUUGAGCUCUAGGGUUAAAACUGUAGGAAUUGGCUGUAAGUCGGAGGACGAGGUUAAAUUUGAGAAAAUCAUUGCUGAAACAGAAAUAAGUGAUGAUGAUGAAGGCGGUGCCGAAGAACAGGGCUCUCAGGGCGAGACAGAUGGCGACAAAGCAUCCACGCGUUCCGAGGCCAAGAAACGGAGGCGUGAAGAUGAUGAAGUUCGCAUGCCCAAACGAACCAGAAGAGGCGGACAGCGCGAUUUGGAGAAACAAAUGAUGAAAGAGCGUCAAGCGAGAUUGGACAGACUGGAACAUGCAAGAGAAAUGCUGCAAUCUUUGAGGACAGACAGAGACAGGCAAAAUUUACUAUCAUGGGUGAAUUCUCGCGCAGUUGAAGCUUACGGCUAUUCCCAUUAUGAUGGUCCCAAAAUUGCUGCAAAGUCCAUAGGAAGAGGCCGUAAGAAGACUAGAAGAUAG
Ogataea angusta is the source of this 3483-nucleotide messenger RNA. RefSeq lists its product as uncharacterized. The transcript has a single exon. The record is from RefSeq and is a predicted model, not a curated record. NCBI's taxonomy places the organism in Eukaryota, Fungi, Ascomycota, Pichiomycetes, Pichiales, Pichiaceae. Bases 1 to 3483 code for a protein of 1160 amino acids.